Cryptococcus wingfieldii CBS 7118 is the source of this 174-nucleotide messenger RNA. RefSeq lists its product as hypothetical. The record is from RefSeq and is a predicted model, not a curated record. Bases 1 to 174 code for a protein of 57 amino acids. Lineage: Eukaryota; Fungi; Basidiomycota; Tremellomycetes; Tremellales; Cryptococcaceae. The transcript has 3 exons.
AUGUCUGACAACACCCAGAAGAUCGACGAGACCCCCGUCCCCAUCCAGCUCACUGAAGCUCCUCCUGCCCCCGAGGCCCCCGCCCAUGAGACCCAGGAGAAGCCCGCCGAGGACCAACCUGAGGAGCCCCAGAGCUGCGAGAAGCCUGAAGGUGCUUGCUGCGGCGGCCACUAA